AUGGCCACGGUAGCGGCAGCGGCAGGUCUAAAGGAAGAAUCCAUUGAGGAAAUCCGUUCCUUUUUGGAUACCAAGGAGGCAGAUUUUGGAUUGGACGAACGGGCGAAGAAAUUGGUUUCAUUCAUUUGUCAACAAGAUGAAGAAGGAUACCGCGUAUUGAGCAAUGUCAUUGUCACCCAACAACCUACUAAUCAAGAUGAUGUUGGUGAUAUUGCUGCAGCCGCCGCUCGAUCGUACCGGGCUAUGAACAUUUUGAAACAAGACUUGACCAUGGAAACCUCACCCUAUCUACAGCAUUUGAAUAAGCCCUUGAUUAUAACCCAACCCGAUCAAGCAGGAUUGUUGGCGAAGCAACUGUUGGUGGCACUGGCCAACAAGGACCAACCAUCCUAUACGGUCCUUCACAUUCGAGAAGUCUUGGCCAUGCUGAUGGAUCGAUUUCCGGGGAAUGUCUUGGCUUCUGCGGCAAGUGGAGGCAAACAAGGAUUGCAAGAACACUUGGCACCGUUACUACUUCAUUCUCCUACUACCCUUUCCAUAUUGACCAACUUGGUUUGUUAUGGUUGUACGGGACGACGCGGAGAGCCAUCGGCUGAAAAGUCUGCGGCUAGCAUGCAACAGCAACAACAAAUGAUGAGGAAUCAAAAGAUUGCAGCCGGAGCCCGCAAAAAAUUUGUUCGACAAAUGGCCGAAUUUCAACUUUUUGAUCGAUUGGCACAAUCUCUCAAGACAGAAGAAGCAUCCGGUGAAGAAGUCUGUGAUGCCAUUCUGACCAUUCUCGAAGUGGUGGGAUAUCCACCAGAAGACCCUACUGCUGCUGCUACUGCUACUAAUGCUGCUACUGCUACCAACAACAAAUCAUCCCCUCCAUCCACUCCACAAGUCGGAGAGAAUCUCUUGUUUGGUCCCCUCACUUCCGGGGAUUGGUGGAAGGAUUUACUGGAAGCGUUGCAACAGGAAACAAGAAUGGAAAAGAAGGAAUCCAUUGCCCGUACCUUGCACUCGGCCUUUGGCCUAGCCACGGGCAAUUCGUCACGAAUUGUCAAGAGUCAUGCUCCCGCCAGGGAUGCCACGGAACUCCCGCAAGGAGAAGAAAACAAGGAAGAGGAAGAAGAACAUAUCAUCAACAGAUUAGUCGAAUGGGAAUUGACGGAUCAAAUGCACGCUGCCUUGUUGCAACAACUGCCACUAUUGUUACGAACAUUGAAUUUGCCACGGUCCGAUAUCUUGAAUUAUCAUGCGACCGAUGAAGAAACCUCAAGUAACAGCAGUCCUGAUGCUGCUGCUGCUGCUGCUACCACCACCAGCACCACCACCAACGACAACAACAACGACAACAACAAUACUACUACUGCUACCAUUCGGCAUCCGGGUCGGUAUCGAACAGUGCCCAUGGGAUCUUGGAGAGUCCAACUAUUGUCACUAUUGAAGGAAAUCAUUUGCUACAACAACAAUGGUAAUAGCCAAUCCACUCGAGCUAUGGAUGCCUUGAUGGAAUUUCCGUUGGCGCCGGAAUUGCUAAAGUCCAAGAAACAGCAAAAGGCAGCGGAUGAAUCGAAAUCAUCCAAAGGGGGAGAAUCCAAGGAAGACGAUGAAACUCCAUACAAUCCAUGGCCUGCGCUAUGCUCCUUGGUGUUUGCCUAUCCCUACAAUGACUUUUAUCACAAUAUUUUCUACCAAAUGCUCCAAACGGUAGUCCUACAGCAUCAUGAACCAACACUUCGUGUGAUUUUCCAAAAGAGCAAAUUCUUGAGCCGGGCGCUUCGAUCUCUCAAUGAGUCGUCGGCUCUCAAGGGUCUCAUUUUGCAAGUAUUGAAUUUGUUGAGAUUACGAAGUCAGUCAUUGGCUCCCAAUGCCUUUUUGGCUCAAUACUUGGCAUCCCACGAUUUGUGGAAGGAAGCGUCGGAUCAAUUCAUUGAAUUAACCUUGUACCAACAAAAGCCAAUCAAACAAGCUCCAGGUAUAGUGCCCACCAUGAUGCUCACAGCAUCAUCAUCUGAAACGACAAUAAGUUUGGCAGAUAUCGAAUUGGGUACCGAUUUUGCCAACAAGUUGGGCCUGUCGGGGAUUUCCAAAUGGGAUGGUAGCAGCUUGGAGGAGGCUGUCGAAGACGAGGCAUCGAAAGCAGCAGCUGCAGCUGCAGCUGCUGCUGAGCAACAAGAUGGACAAGGCGGGAAGAACAAGAAAAAGAAAAACAACAAGAAGAAGAAAAAGAAGAAAUAA
Cylindrotheca closterium is the source of this 2223-nucleotide messenger RNA. The record is from the annotation of a GenBank genome assembly. Lineage: Eukaryota; Bacillariophyta; Bacillariophyceae; Bacillariales; Bacillariaceae.